CGCGGGGCAGCGGGCGCGAGAGGCAACGGCGGCCGCGCGGGGCCGCGACGCACCGCACCGGGCCGGAACGCGCCGCGCCGGGUGAUCUUGAGUUCUUCUUAACUUGCUAGUGCUCAGCCUCCUCAUGCCUCCAUCUCCUUUAGACGACAGGGUAGUAGUGGCACUUUCGAGGCCAGUGAGACCUCAGGAUCUCAACCUUUGUUUAGACUCUAGCUAUCUUGAAUCUGCUUCUUCUGCCAGCGAGAGCCACCCCAGUCUGCUCGGCGCAGCUGUUGUGUCCCUAAAGACUGCUAAUCUCACGUAUAUGCCCUCAUCCAACGGCUCUGCACGCUCCCUGAGUUGUGGAUGCAGCAGUGCCAGUUGCUGCACUGUGGCAACGUACGACAAGGACACUCAGGCCCAAACUCAAGCGAGCGCCGGAGCCUCCACCGCCUGCCCCGCCAACCAAAUGGUCAACAGCAAUGAGAACGCCGGCAGCCUGAGCCCGCUGGGCGGCGUGGGCAGCCCCAUCUCGGGCACCACCAAGCAGCUCGCUAGCAUCAAAAUCAUUUACCCCAACGACCUGGCGAAGAAGAUGACCAAAUGCAGCAAGAGCCACCAACAGAACCAAGGGCCUGUCAUCAUCGACUGCAGGCCGUUCAUGGAGUAUAAUAAGAGCCACAUCCAAGGGGCAGUCCACAUUAACUGUUCCGACAAGAUCAGCCGGAGAAGGCUCCAGCAGGGCAAGAUCACCGUCUUGGACUUGAUCUCCUGCCGGGAAGGCAAGGACUCCUUCAAGAGGAUCUUUUCCAAAGAAAUAAUAGUUUAUGAUGAGAAUACCAAUGAGCCAAGCAGAGUAAUGCCUUCCCAGCCGCUCCACAUAGUGCUGGAGUCACUCAAGCGAGAAGGCAAGGAACCCCUGGUCCUAAAAGGAGGACUCAGCGGUUUCAAGCAGAACCACGAAAACCUCUGCGAUAACUCCCUCCAGCUGCAAGAGUGCCCGGAGGGGGGAGGAGGGGGCGGCGCGUCCGCCGUGCCCCCCACGCUACCUCAGUCCAUCCCCACCACGCCAGACAUAGAGAACGCUGAGCUCACCCCCAUCCUGCCCUUCCUCUUCCUUGGAAACGAGCACGAUGCUCAGGACUUGGAGAAAAUGCAGAGGAUGAACAUCGGCUACGUCAUCAACGUGACCACCCACCUGCCCCUCUACCAUUACGAGAAAGGCUUGUUCAACUACAAGAGGCUCCCAGCCACCGACAGCAACAAGCAGAAUCUCAGGCAGUAUUUUGAAGAGGCUUUUGAGUUCAUUGAGGAAGCUCAUCAGUGUGGAAAAGGUCUCCUCAUCCACUGCCAGGCUGGUGUCUCCCGGUCUGCCACCAUAGUUAUCGCCUACUUAAUGAAGCACACGCGCAUGACCAUGACGGAUGCCUACAAAUUUGUAAAAGGCAAACGACCAAUCAUUUCCCCCAACCUUAACUUUAUGGGGCAGUUACUGGAGUUCGAAGAAGACCUAAACAACGGUGUUACACCGCGAAUCCUCACACCAAAGCUCAUCGGCGUAGAGACUGUCGUGUGACGGCGAAGCUGCGAGGAGUAACCUGUUCUUCAGCUGAUACGGGGCAGUGACGGGUGGGCUGUGGGUGUUUCUUUUUAGCUUUCAAGGGGGCAGGGGGGAGGUUGUGGCAAACCUUUUGUGAAUAAAAACCUUCUUUUUGUUUUUUUUUUUUCUGUAAGGAAAGGUUUUUUAAAAGAGAUCCAAGAACUUUGCCGUGUUUGGGAUGCUGUGGUGAUUUCCUUCCCAGAUGCUGGCAGAACAGGGAGGCUUCAGAGAAAAAGCAGUACUUUUAAAAAUCAAAACAAGAAGAAGAAGAAAUAUUGGGCUUUUUUUUUUCUUGUUAUUUUUCCCCUCCUCUCCAGCUACUUGUAGAGUUUAUGGCUAAGUAGUCUGUGCAGGUUCAUAGACUGAAGAAACCUAAGUUGAAGACGAAACACAAACAGCCAAAACAAAGCAGGAAGAAAACCUCCCUGAGACAUAAAGGCCUUGGUUCUGCAGAGGCUUUGCUAAAGAUAACCUGGCAAAACGCUCACACUGAUGCAAAGGAAUCUGGAGCAGCUUAAAAAGUCUGUAAGGCACUUUUCACACUCCUGACUCAAACUAAAGAAGAAGAAGAAAAAAAAGUUUAUUUGGCGUGCUUCAUGUUCCAGUUCUAUUUUUCUAUUUUUGGGUGUAAGGUUUUAACAGUAAGGGACUUUGAUCAUUCUAUGCCAUAUGCCUUCACUGGCUUCUUGUGCAAUAAUAAUUUAGGAUUUGUUUUGAGUGUUCAAACCAAUUAGAGUUGGCUGCCCACUAAUAAUAAGAUAAUAAUUUUUAAAGUCUAAUAGUGCAACGGCAGCCGGCUUGGUUCAGAAAGGAUAAAUGAGAGCAAUUACUUCGUUCCUUUAUAUGAUUUUGAUCCUGGUUACAGUGCCAUAAACCUUGUUACAUAUGUAUAUCAGAAUGUACAAAAAUGGAGAACGAGCAAAGUUUAUUUAAAAAUAUUUUUCGCACAAAAUACUGGUGUGUUUCAGUUGUCUAUGUAAAAAAAAAUUUGAUUAUAAAACAAAAAAUUUUUUGGAAAAUGUGUGACCUUUUAUUUCUUUAGCAAUUUUCCAUUUUCUUUCUGUGGGGUGGGUUUCUGUUGUGUUAUUUGUUUUGGUUUUUUGUUUCGGUGUAUAUCUCCCUUUGACAGCUGAUAUCUCUUGUUUGGCAUCUUCUCAGUGUUUCGUUCCCGUCCUCUGCUGGUGGAACAUGUUUUCUUUAUUUUUUUACUGUACUCUCACGUCCUUUAGUUUCUGUAACCAGAUUUUUCUUUCCUGGAAGUACAUGGGUUUUGGAGCUGUUCAGCUGAAUUAGCACCAUUGGUGAGGGCUUUUUGGGACAGACCUCUUAUUUCUGCAGCUCAGUAAUGAUCUGGAAAAAUAAGAAAUAAACAUUCUCCACUGAUUCCUUUUCAUCUUCCUCCAA
This is a messenger RNA of Calidris pugnax (ruff), 2983 nucleotides long. It is a transcript of the gene DUSP10, whose product is annotated as dual specificity phosphatase 10. Gene Ontology annotation, molecular function: protein tyrosine/threonine phosphatase activity; MAP kinase tyrosine/serine/threonine phosphatase activity. The transcript is spliced from 4 exons. Lineage: Eukaryota; Metazoa; Chordata; Aves; Charadriiformes; Scolopacidae. The record is from RefSeq and is a predicted model, not a curated record. Gene Ontology annotation, biological process: negative regulation of JUN kinase activity; protein dephosphorylation. Gene Ontology annotation, cellular component: cytoplasm; cytosol. Bases 125 to 1555 code for a protein of 476 amino acids.